Messenger RNA from Lineus longissimus, 3941 nucleotides. RefSeq lists its product as uncharacterized. Lineage: Eukaryota; Metazoa; Nemertea; Pilidiophora; Heteronemertea; Lineidae. Gene Ontology annotation, biological process: regulation of transcription by RNA polymerase II. The transcript is spliced from 10 exons. The coding region runs from base 146 to 3301 and encodes 1051 amino acids. The record is from RefSeq and is a predicted model, not a curated record. Gene Ontology annotation, cellular component: nucleus.
UCGCAACAUAGAAAACAAAGUAUACGCCAAGCAUAGUUUUGUGGGAAAGAAAUCCUUGGUUUCCGCCUAUAAAAUCCAGAUAUUUGUUACUAUUUACUUGGGAGGAUGAUCUGAGUUUUGGUUGUGCAAUGAAGGUGUGCCCAGAAUGGAGACCAUGAUCAUAGAAGCUUCUGCUGUGCAGACAAGCGGCUUGCCCGUUGAGUUGCACCAAGAGCCGAUCAUUUAUGAAAAGGACCCCUCUCCUGAACAUGGUUCUUCGCCCAACAGCCAACCAAAUGUGGUCUGUGAGACAAGCUUUAGCCCCAAGGAUGGGGUCCCUAAUCAAAGUGACAGCCUUCAGAACAUGGUCUGUGUUCCAAAAGACGGCCCUGAGAAUGCAGCUGCCAGAAGAGUACAGACUUCUCUAAAUAGUCAAAGCAGCCAAUCGAACCUAAAUGCUGACUUUCAAAAUACACUUUGUAACAUAAAAAGUGAACUUGUGCCUUCCAUCAGUCCAGCUAAUGUGAUCCAUGAAUUCAAACCUCAGGUCAUUCAUGACCAGGGGCAACAUCUACAUGUUCCAUCUGGGUUACACCCCUCAGAGACACUGCAGGCCAUUCACAGCAUUACUUCUCAGUUCGAGGAAUCAGAGAAUGAAGAGGCGCCCUCGUACUGCGACAUGAAGCCUCUGGGUGGAGAGAAUCUACCUACCAUGUUGACUGAAUAUUCUGUUGGAAGAGUGGAUGGUGAGGUCUUUGAUGUUAAACAAGCCAUCUUAGCUGAGUUGACGCCUCAGGCAGAAACCGUGGAUGUAGAUCUGUCUCGUGACAUUCUAAAUGAUCCUGGUGAUUCCAAAGAUUCGGAGGUAGCUCUGGCUCACACAGGACACAUCUACGCGGACUUAAAACCAAUGGUACUCGAGUAUCAUGCUCCAUCAGUUGAAAUUGAACCCGAUUCAGAGAUAAGAAGUCAUUCUCAUAUGAACGUUGGGUUCCAGUUCGACACCAAAGUAGAAGAACAGUUCUCUGGGUCAGACUCGGGAAGUACGUUGACAGGUAGCCCCGAUGUGCCUGUCAGUCGAGGUAGUAUUGACGUGCCUGUCAAUCAAAAUGACGCGGUAGCCCCUCGGAGCACUUCUUCUAAUGAAUCCAUGGUGGCUAUGCCUGCUUGCAACUUAUCAAAACCACAUCAUGUUCAUUUCGCCACAAAUCAGGUCCAAGAAAAUCAUGAUUCAGGAACAAAUGCAAGUGAAUCUGGUGGACUUGUUCAGCAGUUUCGUGACAUAACAGGCCAUAAUCAGCAGCCAGAGACUAUCAUGCUCGGCCCGGCAGAAAUGUUGGCAACUAUUCUUGACCUGAAUAGUCAUGAGGUGGAGGAGAGAGUGAUCAAGCACAACAAGUCACUUAAACUGAAGAAGUUCAAGAAGAAAUCGGUUGAGAUGAAUUUAGCAUGCGAGUGGGAGGAAUGUGAGGAGGUUAGCAAUGAUCUGAACCAGUUCAUCAACCACAUCACAGCCCAUAUCGGCAGCAAUCUAGAGGACUAUGCUGAAGAACCAGAUCUGAUGGCCUGUAAUUGGCGUCACUGCGGCUAUGAAACCCAGCGUGGAAUCAGGGACAUCCUGCGCCAUGUCUAUUUCCAUGCAUUCCACGUCAAGUUGAAAUGUCUCGGCAUUCAGAUGAUCAUAGACAACAAUCUCCACGCAUGCAGAACAGACGGCUCGAGUCGCAAUCUCAUCCCAGAGCUUCCAGAGAGUCUCAUCUGUGGUUGGGUGCAUUGUGGGCAUGUCUGUGAGAAUGCGGAGUAUUUCUACCGUCAUGUUGACAUGCAUGCAGACAGCGCUCCUUUAGAUAACUUCAAAUGUUUCUGGGAAGGUUGUACUGUGAAGGUCAGGAACAGAACUCGUCUGCGAGACCACUUACGGAGCCACACCCAGGAGAAGGUCAUCGCCUGUCCAACAUGUGGUGGCUUGUUUUCAAACCGCUGCAAGUUCUCAGAUCAUCUGCGUCGCCAAGGCCCCAUGGACACUCUGUGUUUCCAGUGCUCCCACUGUAACAAGAAGUACACGACUGAGAGACUCUUACGGGAUCACAUGAGAGUCCAUGGUAAGUACACAACUGAGAGACUCUUACGGGAUCACAUGAGAGUCCAUGUGAACCAUUACAAGUGUCCGUUCUGUGAUAUGACAUGUCCGAACCCGUCCACACUAAACGCUCAUAUCAAGUAUCGCCAUUCUGACGAGAAGCCGUAUGAGUGUGAACGCUGUCAACACAAGACCAAGUCUGCUGGUGAUUUGAGACGACACAUGGAGGUCCAUAAUGAGAAGAAGAUGUUCAAAUGUGAGUUUCCUGGCUGUGACUACUCGCAUAAGACAUUCCACGGGGUUAGCUACCACUACAGACUCCUUCAUCAGACCCCAAAGAAAUACCUGUGUCACAUGUGCCCAGCCACGUUUGAAAGAGGAAGUAACCUGACCAAACAUCUGAAAAGAACCCACAGGUUUAGGUGGCCCUCAGGACAUAGUCGCUUCAGGUAUCGGCAGCAGGAGGACGGCACGAUGGGGUUACAGAUGGUACGUUAUGAAAGUGUGGAGUUGGCCACUCACAUCCUAGACAAGGAUGGUGAACACGUGCAUGCCGCACCGAGAGAGGGCCACUCGGCGGGAUUCAACUCGGUGCCAGCCUAUCAGAGUGAUGCCACAGAAACGCCCAUUGUGAAUGACUCGGACAAGCCGUCGAAUGCUGAUGCUGAUAAAUCAGCUGAUACACCAGCUGAUGUUUUCCUGACGGAGGCCGAUCUUUCGUAUAACUUGGAGAUGCUCGGUGAUGUGGCUUUACAUGAACCAGAGUUUUCGUGUAGCGCUGAAAACAGUCCAGUGAAGGCAAAAAGAAAGGCAAAACGUGUUGGCAACGGCCCUGCUAAGUCUGCUCGAAUGUCUGAUCUGCCUAGUCCUAUACACGGGUCGGCAUUCCAACCUAAUGUUGCAGUACAUCAUGAAGCAGCCAGCAAAAUCAUCACACUCUCGUCCAACCUUUCCACCUCUCCAGAAAAAAGUUAUGAACUAACGUCCGCUCAAAAUGACAAUAACAAGACACCUGAAAAGGAGCCAGCUUCAGGUGAACUCCACCCUGAGAGUGAUUCACAGCGUCAUACUAACUCGAGACCAUGGAAGGUAACAUUCAAUAACUCACCUCGUAAACGAGGACGAUCGGCUGGUCGUUCACAAGCAGCAAAUAAACAAUCAGUUGAGGGGACGCCUGCAUGUCAAGCCAAACAGAAGAGUGCGCGCUCACCAAGACUGAAACGCGCCAAGAGACUCAGUUAGGUGUUAUGAACUGCAAGGUCAGCAGUAAAUGGUCCUGACGUAUGUUCCCUCUAGACUAUCAACUGCCUCAUUCGUCAACAUAACUCAUGAUCUCUAUGAAGGUGCUCAUCACAAACUUGUAAAACUGGCCUAAAUGAAGGCGUCACUUUGUCACAAUGUGGUAAUGAUUUAGAAUGUUUUAUAAGAGUCUGAUAUAAGAGAGCAGCUUCUUCCAAUGCAUGCCUGGCCCUGCUCUCUUCACACUGCACUCACUGAGUCUGUGGUGAGUCUGAUAUACGAGAGCAGCUUCUUCCAAUGCAUGCCUGGCCCUGCUCUCUUCACACUGCACUCACUGAGUCUGUGGUGAGUCUGAUAUACGAGAGCAGCUUCUUCCAAUGCAUGCCUGGCCCUGCUCUCUUCACACUGCACUCAUUGAGUCUGUUGUUGCAUUUUAUAUUGUGUAUUCUGGUCUGUUUUGCUGAGCUCGAUGAACCUCUAUUAAUCUGCCUUUGUACCAUUUGAUGCCUUGCUGACAGAAUAAAACUGCCAUUUUUCUCAUUCUGUGUUUAUUGCAUAAUACCCUUACGAAUAUGAUCAGGGAUUCACCAUGGUGAUGAUGAUGAUGAGUUGAUGUAGAUGGUGAUGAUAAGAUGAUGAAUGA